AUGGAGGCUUUCAUGGGUAGUUACAAGGAGAAAGAAGAACAACGAGAAGAAAAUCAAGAUGAUGAUCAUGAGGAGAACCUCAAAACUAGAAUCUCUAGCCAUCCUUUAUAUGGGCUCUUGGUUGAAACUCACCUUGACUGUUUGAAGGAAGCAUAUUGUUUGGCACUUAGAAAGCUGAAGGAAGCAAUGGAGGAACCUCACCGAAAGUCCAUGACUUUCAUAACUAGCAUGCACCAUCAACUCAAAGAGCUCACUGCCACCAGGUCUCAUCUUGAUCUACCUGAAUCACCUACCAGCUUCCACCACCGCCGCCCCACUUCUGGUCAGUCUUAA
Molecule: messenger RNA, 333 nt
Organism: Fragaria vesca subsp. vesca
Lineage: Eukaryota; Viridiplantae; Streptophyta; Magnoliopsida; Rosales; Rosaceae
Exons: 2
Coding region: 1-333 (110 amino acids)
Cellular component (GO): nucleus
Molecular function (GO): DNA binding
Source: RefSeq, a predicted model, not a curated record